Messenger RNA from Centruroides sculpturatus (bark scorpion), 350 nucleotides. Its product is annotated as chymotrypsin inhibitor-like. Bases 55 to 309 code for a protein of 84 amino acids. The record is from RefSeq and is a predicted model, not a curated record. The transcript has 2 exons. Lineage: Eukaryota; Metazoa; Arthropoda; Arachnida; Scorpiones; Buthidae.
CAACUGAUAUUUUUCAGUAGCCCUUAAUCAUUCCUAAGUUAACCUAUCAUCAAGAUGAAGGCUUUCUUUUUCCUCUUUCUUCUUGGAGUUAUUGCAUUCGAGUUUACUGGAGCCGUGUCUGAAGUAAAAUGUCGUGACUCUAACGAAGUAUAUAGAAUAUGUGGCACAGCCUGCCCUGACACUUGCGAAAAUUACCAAAAGGUUGUGAAACCCUGCACUUCACAAUGUGUUAAGGGUUGUUUUUGUAAAUACGGAUACGUUAGAGCUCCGGACGGUUUGUGUGUCCUGCCUGAAGAAUGUGACAUGUAAAAACAAAAUUUUUGAUGUAAUAAAAUAUUAUUAAAUUAAAA